ACUGGGUUAAAAAAUAAAUAAAUAGAAUUUAGAAAAUUAAGCUUUAAAAAUGUGUGCAGUCUACGAUUCAGUUAUUAAGGAUUUCCAAUGUAAUCUAAGUAAUUUUGUUCAUUCUGUAGAAAAUAUGGCAAUAUCCACUAAAAAUAUUGCACAAAUAAUGAAUCAUGUAGAUCCAUCGACAUCUAUUAAUAAGAGUUAUAUAGCUUUAUUGGAAUGGAGUCAGAAUUUGUUUAUGUUGGCUGAACGCUUUGAAGCGGAUUUUAAAUCACAGCUAACAAAUUGCAUUGAUAAAGAGAUUGCACAGCCUGAAUCAUGUACAAUUCGUAUGACGAUGGGAAAUAUUUAUGAGAAAUAUCUAUUUUUCCUGAAUCAUUUAGCACAUUCAUUGAUUGACAUUGAUGAACAAUCACCUUUAUCAGCGAGUAAUGUCGAUUGUCAAAGCUCAGCAAGUGCUCCACAAAAUUCACAAGCUGCAUUACAAAGAUUUCGUCUACAACAACAGUCUUAUCGGCGAUGGAGUGAAGCAAAUGCGAUGGAAAACAAUAAAAACAGUGAAUCCAAUUUUGACAUUAAUAGACGAUGGUCAAUGCCUACAUCAACAAAUGUAAAUAAAAAUCGUAUGAAUGUAAUUCCAAAACUAGCUGGUCUAGUUGGACAGACAGUACAACAACAACAGCAAUUAUCUCAAUCAUCGAAUAACGAUUCAAGUGAUGAAUGGGCAGCAAUUCAGCUCCUAUCAUUACGACCUCCAAUUCCGUCACGGCCUGUUUCACAAAUGCAACACAAUUUACAGCCCAUACAAUAUCAAGUCAGGAAUACACAGCCUCAACAAGCGUCACGUUCACAACGACAGUCUCGAGGUGAGUUAAACGAGAUAUUAAUUCUACCACGACCGAAUGACUCACUGUUCCUUGGACGGUGUCAACAAAUUGCUGAAAAUAUUCGUGGUGAAAGUGAUGAAUAUUAAAAGUUAUUGCAUUUAUGAAUCUCUCUCAAAAUUACUGCUUUUUGAUACAUAGUUCAUAGAAAAGUGCUGUUCUUCUUUUU
This is a messenger RNA of Chironomus riparius, 1047 nucleotides long. The record is from the annotation of a GenBank genome assembly. Lineage: Eukaryota; Metazoa; Arthropoda; Insecta; Diptera; Chironomidae.